AUGAUUGAGGAAUGGAUUUUGGAGCGCCAAACGACAGUAAAUGCGCAAUUCAUAGCAACGGAGGUGGUGUUGCAAGAGCAAAAGGCAAUUCAAAAGUACCACCUGUUCAAGAACUUCGAAGCCGAAGUGAAAAGCUACGGAGCUCUGGCCAAGACAAUUUUCCAACCUUGUCCCAAUUUUGCGUCAGCUGGUGUUGGAGAAAGCGUAAUUGCCUUAGCCUGUGUGUCACCCUUGCAGACUGUCCAAUCAACAAUAGAGGCAAAUCCGACCUCCUCCGCACGCUUACAGGAAGCUCUCGAGUGGAAUGUGAGAUUGUGGAAUGAACUAAACACAACUCUGUCAAUUCAGGGUGAAAAAUUGGUCGAAGUGUAUCGAGGUGAGUGGAACCGUCUCAAGCAGACAAAGGAGGCGAAGGCAGAAAUGGCGACUGAUGGUUGA
Hydatigera taeniaeformis is the source of this 438-nucleotide messenger RNA. Lineage: Eukaryota; Metazoa; Platyhelminthes; Cestoda; Cyclophyllidea; Taeniidae. The record is from the annotation of a GenBank genome assembly.